Molecule: messenger RNA, 1242 nt
Organism: Neolamprologus brichardi
Lineage: Eukaryota; Metazoa; Chordata; Actinopteri; Cichliformes; Cichlidae
Source: RefSeq, a predicted model, not a curated record
UGUGGCCACGUACUUGCAACAGUCCUUUUCUGUAUCUUCAAAUGUGUCCGGUCAGACACACAAACAGGUUCGACUAAUAGUUAUCAUGUCAGGGAGUCAGAGACCACAAUUUGUGUGUGGACUACGAAACAUAAUAAUAGGAUGUACCUUGGUCAUUUUCUCCUUCACAUUUGUUGCUCAAGGAAUACUUGGUUCAGGACUCUAUAACUGUCCCAGACAGACUUUUAUCCCUUUCUACAUGUCCCUGUAUGGGAUCAUACCAGUGUUCCUGGCACUGAGCUUAUGGUACAACUGGUGCAACACUUUCUGUUGGUCCAUGACCAUCAUCUUCCUGUGUGGCUGGUUACUUGCAGGUAAUAUAGUCAUCUACUCCAUUUAUGAACCCAACUACAACAAGAAUAUGACACAGCCUGAUGUCUACUGCAACAAGACGCUCUACCUGUUCGCGUUUUGUUUCACCGUUGUGACCUACAUCCUGUUAGCACUGCUCUUUUUAUCUUGUUGCUGUUGUAGACAACGACAGCCCGAUGGUGACAAUGACACUCAAAGACUUGUGCUGUGGUUAAAUAGAGAUAAUUAAAACAAGACAACAAUUAUGGCAGAUGGUGCAUUUAAAGACAGUUUUCCUGUGUGUCAGGAUGUGUCAGGGUAUAUACCAUGUGCAUUCCACAACACUCUUUUAAUAUGUAAAAAUAUCCUUUGAUAAAGCAAGUUUUAGAGUUGAGCACAACUUUAUGUGACAGGAAGAUGUGUCUGUGGCUGGACACAAACCACUUACUGUCCUGUUGCAGAAAGAGCAGCAUUGUGUUUGCAAAUAAGUCAUGAAACAGUUUCUCCUCGUGUUCUUUAUCAUUAACAUAUCAUGCUGUGCAGGAGUCUUGAGCCACCCCUUUUUGUUUGCAUUAAUAUGUUUAUUAAGACAUGCAAACAUACAUAGAAAUACAGCAUAUGAGGUAAAAACAGAAUCUGUAUAAAGUCAAUAUUUGGUGUGAUCAUCUUUAUUCUUCAAUACAGUCUGCAAUCUCUCAGUCAAGCUUUCUUAUUAUUUCUUCAAGUAGUUUUCAGGAAUAGUUCUCCAGGCUUCUUGGAUUCCAAGCUCUUCUUUGGAUGUUGGUUGGAUGAUUUAUAGGUCACUGUUGUUGUCAUACUAUCAUGAUCACCAUCGUCAAGCAUGGUUUUCUGUCAGAUACAGGGACUGCACUGAAAAUGAGUGAAAAAGCAGCCAAUGAAAGACCUUCAGAA